This is a messenger RNA of Racocetra fulgida, 688 nucleotides long. Lineage: Eukaryota; Fungi; Glomeromycota; Glomeromycetes; Diversisporales; Gigasporaceae. The record is from the annotation of a GenBank genome assembly.
UCGUCUUAAAGUUUCCACUGAGAAAAUUUUUACAGUAGAAUUUGAUAUAAUGGCUGAAUAUAAAUUUCUGGAUCAAGGUGAAAGUUCUACCCAGCUUGAUAAUUUGCUUUCUAAUUAUUAUAAUAGCUUCAUCCAAACACUUGUUGACGCGCUUGGUGGCUCUUUCACGUUUAAAGGGUCGGAUGAUUUUAGAACUCCCUUUGUGAUUCAACUCGACUUACCUUUAGCUGAAGAUACCAAUCCUAAUAUGAAUACGAAACCAAUCCCUCUUCGUUAUUUCAUAAAGGAAUUUGAAGACAUUGAUCCAAGAAAUUUGCUUAGAAUCGGUAUGGUUCGAGCACAUGACAGUAUUGUUACACGGAAGGCUCUAGCUUUUCUCCAUGAAUUUGAAAUGCAAUCAUUAAAAAUCAUUACUCCUAAUGAUAUUCCUUCAUGUGAUAUUAACGUUCUCAUUUUUGAUUCAACCGAAACUACUAAUGAAAUUAAUGAGACUAUAUGUAAAAAUGCUCGGGAGGCUCACGUCUUAAUUAUUAGUAUUACAUUUCUUUUAAAGCACUUAACUAUCUGUGAUACGGCGCAAAAAGUGGGAUUAGGUGAUGGCGAGGUUUACUUUGUCGCCAAGGUACCAAAUGCUUUUAUAAUUAGUAUUAUCAUAUGUUUUGAGUUUUUAGAAUUCGAAAGUGCAUAA